AUGAGUUCCAACCCCCCAACUAGCUUGCAGGCCAUCUUGCAAAAUGACUCUCUCACAAAACAAUGUGCUUUGAUUGGGCCAGAUUGGACAGAAGGAGCCAAACACUUCCCCAUCAUUGAUCCCGCCACCGGUCAGGAGUUUUCGCAAAUGGCAGAUGUUGGCAGAAAUGCAAUAGUGGAGGCUAUUAGCCAUGCUCAUCAGGCCUUCCAAACAUUCGGCCAAACAUCGGAGUACGAACGGGCCGCAAUCCUGGAGAAAUGGGCCACGAAAACACUAGUCGAGUCCAAGGCUGAAGUCUAA
Molecule: messenger RNA, 300 nt
Organism: Aspergillus bombycis
Lineage: Eukaryota; Fungi; Ascomycota; Eurotiomycetes; Eurotiales; Aspergillaceae
Exons: 2
Coding region: 1-300 (99 amino acids)
Molecular function (GO): succinate-semialdehyde dehydrogenase (NAD+) activity
Source: RefSeq, a predicted model, not a curated record